This is a messenger RNA of Pygocentrus nattereri (red-bellied piranha), 3688 nucleotides long. RefSeq names its product solute carrier family 27 member 1a (gene slc27a1a). Gene Ontology annotation, cellular component: plasma membrane; mitochondrial inner membrane. Bases 425 to 2368 code for a protein of 647 amino acids. Gene Ontology annotation, molecular function: long-chain fatty acid transmembrane transporter activity; long-chain fatty acid-CoA ligase activity; fatty acid transmembrane transporter activity. NCBI's taxonomy places the organism in Eukaryota, Metazoa, Chordata, Actinopteri, Characiformes, Serrasalmidae. The transcript is spliced from 13 exons. Gene Ontology annotation, biological process: cardiolipin biosynthetic process; adiponectin-activated signaling pathway; response to cold. The record is from RefSeq and is a predicted model, not a curated record.
GCCCCCCUCUCCGGCCAUGUUGAAGCUUUUCCUGCUCAACACUGGAUUCACAGGCUUCUCCUCACUCGACCCAUGCAGCAUGCAUGUUGCUCUUACUUUUCUCUAACGCGUUAAGGGGAAAAGUGAUUAAAUCUCUGUCGUGCGUCCAGAGCGGCUCGUCAUACUUGUAUGAAACAGGUGAAUCCGUCUUCGUUGUUUUCGGAAUCCCUGACUCAGCGCUGCCGCACGUCAACAACAGUUUGGGAACAGAGUUAGCAGUUGUGGCUAACUUCAGCCACACAGUCACAUUAUCGCAAGGUAGUCUCAUGUUGACGGCCAGUCGGUCCUGGUCAGUCAGUAAGGACAGAGCAGGCUGAGCCACUGAUGUGUACAGCAGCCUGACCUUUCCACAGUUGGACAUUUUCUUCCCUCACUGCAGCCUAGGAUGCACUAUGCGGCUACUGCCUCUCUGUCCUUUGGCUCUCUGGGCCUGCUGCGGCUCUUCGGGGCUUCGUGGCCCUGGAGCCUGGCGGCCGGACUAGGGGUCUACCUGGGAACCGGAGGCUGGAGGUACUUUUACGUUGCAGUUCGCACUGCCAAGAGGGAUCUCAAUGGUCUAUAUGUGCUUUUGAGGGUGAAGCUGUGGAUCUGGCGCUACAUGCGUAAUGGCAGUACAGUACCCUCCAUCUUUGCCCAGACUGUGAAACACCACCCAAAUAAGCCUGCACUUGUGUAUGAGGCAACCGGGGAAACAUGGACCUUCUCCCAGUUGGACCAGCUGUGCAAUGCUGUAGCACACUGGGCUCUGAGCCAGGGCUGGACCUCAGGGGAUGUCGUUGCUCUGUUCAUGGAGAGCAGGCCACUGCAGGUGGCUCUCUGGCUGGGCCUUGCCAAAGUCGGCGUGGAGGCUGCGCUGAUUAACUUCAACCUUAGGCGUGACUCGCUCCUGCACUGUUUGGGAGUCUCAGGCGCCCGGGGGCUUGUUUUUGCAGUUGAGCUGGCUGAUGCUGUGUCUGAAGUGAGCUCCUCUCUUGCUCCAUCUGCGAUAUUGUUCUACACUGGUGACCUGACACCUGAUCAGGUAGAUGCCCUCAAUGCUAAACCCUUGGACUCCAUAUUGGCUUCCUCCCCACGUCAUCCUCCUCCUUAUACCCAGUCCAAGGGCUUUAAUGACCGUUUGUUCUAUAUCUACACAUCUGGCACAACUGGACUCCCCAAAGCUGCUAUUGUGGUGCACAGCCGGUAUUAUAGAAUUGCAGCUUUUGGAUAUUAUUCUUUUCGCAUGAGGCCAGAUGAUGUCAUCUAUGACUGCUUGCCACUCUACCAUUCAGCAGGUAACAUAAUGGGUGUUGGUCAGUGUGUAAUCCAUGGGCUGACUGUAGUGGUGAAGAAAAAGUUUUCAGCUAGUCGGUUCUGGGAGGACUGCAUCAGACACAACUGCACUGUAGUGCAGUACAUAGGGGAGAUCUGCCGCUACCUGCUCUCCCAGCCGGUGCGUCCAUCAGAGCGGGGACACCGUGUGCGACUGGCCGUGGGGAAUGGACUUCGUCCCAGCGUAUGGGAGGCUUUUAUGGAACGCUUUGGGAUCAAACAGAUUGGCGAGUUCUAUGGAGCCACAGAGUGUAACUGUAGCAUCGCCAAUAUGGAUGGAAAGGUGGGAGCCUGUGGCUUUAACAGCCGGAUUCUGCCGAAUGUCUACCCCAUCCGGCUGGUGAAAGUAGAUGAGGAUACUAUGGAGCUGGUGCGAAACAAAGAAGGACUUUGUGUUCCAUGCCGACCAGGGGAGCCAGGGCUCCUGGUCGGUAAAAUCAACCAGCAAGACCCACUGCGUCGCUUUGAUGGGUAUGCUAGUCAGGAUGCCACCAGGAAGAAGAUUGCUCAUAAUGUUUUUAAGAAAAAUGACUCUGCCUACCUGUCAGGGGAUGUUCUGGUGAUGGAUGAGCUUGGUUACAUGUACUUCCGUGACCGGAGUGGUGACACUUUCCGCUGGAAAGGAGAGAAUGUCUCCACUACUGAAGUGGAAGGCACACUGAGCAGCAUGCUGGGCCAGACUGAUGUGGCUGUAUAUGGUGUUGCAGUGCCAGGUGUUGAAGGAAAAGCUGGGAUGGCUGCCAUUGCAGACAUAGCAGGAGGCUUUAAUUGUGAAUCUUUUCUGAGAGAAAUUCAGAAGGCCCUGCCUCCGUAUGCCCGGCCAGUCUUUCUCCGCAUCUCCCCACAUGUAGACACAACAGGCACUUUUAAAAUACAGAAGACCAGGUUACAGAGGGAAGGAUACGACCCCCGUAUCACAACUGACCAGAUCUACAUUCUUAACUCUAGAGCAGGACGUUAUGAGCUUGUUAAUGAGGAAGUGUAUAAUGCCUUAGUGGACGGUAGAAUACCUCUUUGAGAAAAUGAAGAGCAGGUAAGGUGUGGUACUUCAGGGAUCAGUUACAGAAAUGCAAAAGACCAUGCUGUGAUUUGUACUGUUAUUAUGUAGGCAGCCAAUGUUUAGCACUGUUGAAACGAAUAGCACUACAUUUGAAAGUUUUUAAUACGCUAUAUUACUGAGUGCUGUACUUGUGCACAAAAUGCACAGUAGAUUUAAAGAGUGCUCUGAAUGGGAAUUCUGUUACCAGGAAAAGCUCUUUGUUGUGCAGGAUUUCUUUCAGAAAGGCCUAAUACGCUAACAGAUGCACAAAGACAAGCUGUGCCUGCUAGAAAAUAUUCCUGACUCUGCAGAACAUAAAAAGUAUUCCUUUAUUGUUUGGAUGUUUGUGUAUAUGAAGAGAAUUACUCACAAAAAUACCAGUAUUCUCUAUUUCCCUACCCUAUUGUCCUGUAAAUAACAGGACACCACACACUUUUUUUUUUUUUUUUUUUUUUUAAGCAGUACCUGACAACUUUAUAUUUUACCCUAUUGAAACUUUGCCCUGUGUGUGUUGCCAAACACUAAUGUUAAUGUCUUCAUCAUUAAUUCUCAACACUGACUGCUUUUAAACUUUAUCUUCAAGUGGUUUCAGGUGUAUAUUUCUAUACACAUCUAAUACAGGGUGCCUUAAGUCGCAUCUCCCCAGUUUAUAGUCCAGUUUGAAAUGAUUGGUACAUCCAGUUCAAGGCCUGCAAAAGGAUUGUAACAGAAUGGACAAUUUACAGUGGACAUAAAUUUAAUCCAAGUAAUCAUAUUUCUAUACACAUCUAAUACCAAGUGCCUUAAGUCUAAUCUUCCCACUUUAAGGAGUUCACUUUGAUAUAAUGGGUAUAUCCAGUUCAAGGCCUGCAAGAAGAUUUGUAACAGAAUGGACAGUUUACUGUGGACUCAAAUUUUAAUCCAAUGUAAUCAUUUAGAUCAGUAUGAAAGCUGACACUGGCUUCUCCUCUUAACGUGUGAAUGAUCAAGCUAAAAUAAAUGUUUUUGAAACUUUUUUUUCCAUUCUUGAUUUUAUAACAAAAGUCUCUCAAACAGAAGGUGUUUAACUGUAUUUAGUUCUGUAACUUUAGUGUCAGGUUCUACAUUGCAUCAAACCACUGUACAUUACUACUGUUUUACUAUAAUUCAGAAUUAUUCAGUUUUUGAAGGAAUAAUUUGGUAAGAGAGACAAAUUAUAACAAUUUUCCACGAUCCCCAAUAGUAGGAGAUUAUCAUGUUUGAUUACCAGAUUUUGGUUCUUUCAUGUAGGACUGGAGCUUUGAGCCUAACAUUGCUAAUAAACACUUAAGUCAGCAGUGA